Oryza brachyantha (malo sina) is the source of this 575-nucleotide messenger RNA. Its product is annotated as auxin-induced protein 15A-like. The record is from RefSeq and is a predicted model, not a curated record. The transcript is spliced from 2 exons. The coding region runs from base 264 to 575 and encodes 103 amino acids. Lineage: Eukaryota; Viridiplantae; Streptophyta; Magnoliopsida; Poales; Poaceae. Gene Ontology annotation, biological process: response to auxin.
UGCAAAGGCUACAGCUUUGGUUGGGAUGCGAUUAUCUCCUGCCCAACCCAACCAAACUGAACCAAAUUAAUAACCUGCAGUGCAGCUCGAAUGCUUCGAUCGCCGUACUAGUAUAAGAAUCCCCCAUUGCUCGAUCGAUUCUUUCAUCAUAUCCAUCUAGAUCAUAUCGAGCUUUUGUUUCUUUGGAAGCAAGAUUUGAUCUUGGCAAGAAAGGUUUGGUCUUGGCCGGGUUUUCUUGCAAGAAAGAUUUGAGCUUGGGUUGGAUGAUGAUGAUGGGAUACUUCCGGGCGCCGAGGAGGAAGGCGGGGAGGGAGGAGGGCGUGCGGGCGGCGCUGCUCGUCGGCGGCGGCGGCGGCGGCGAGGAGGGGGCGGUGCCCAGGGGCUACUUCGCGGUGUACGUCGGCGCGGAGGCGAGGCGGUUCGUGGUGCCGACGAGCUACCUCGGCCAGCCGGCGUUCCGGGAGCUGAUGGAGCGCGCGGCGGAGGAGUUCGGCUUCGCCCAGGCCGGCGGCCUCCGCCUCCCGUGCCGCGAGGAGGACUUCGAGGCCACCGUCGCCGCGCUCGAGAUCUAUUGA